Messenger RNA from Gavia stellata (red-throated loon), 3923 nucleotides. RefSeq names its product phospholipase C gamma 2 (gene PLCG2). NCBI's taxonomy places the organism in Eukaryota, Metazoa, Chordata, Aves, Gaviiformes, Gaviidae. Bases 10 to 3807 code for a protein of 1265 amino acids. Gene Ontology annotation, molecular function: phosphatidylinositol-4,5-bisphosphate phospholipase C activity; protein binding. Gene Ontology annotation, biological process: phosphatidylinositol-mediated signaling; phospholipid catabolic process; positive regulation of epithelial cell migration. The record is from RefSeq and is a predicted model, not a curated record. The transcript is spliced from 32 exons.
AAAAAAAAAAUGCCCAGAAAGAAUAUAGACUAUGGAGUGCUACCAGAGUACGAGAAAAGCCAGAUCAAAAGGACCUUGGAGUUGGGAACUGUUAUGACAGUAUUCAGUCUUAAGAAGAGUAGUCCAGAAAGGAGGACUAUUCAAGUCAUCAUGGAAACCAGACAGGUAGCAUGGAGCAAGACAGCUGACAAGAUUGAAGGUUUCUUGGAUCUGAUGGAAAUAAAAGAAAUUCGCCCAGGAAAGAAUUCAAAGGACUUUGAGCGUUACAAAGCAAAGCAUAGAGAAGAACACUGCUUUACUAUUUUUUAUGGUACCCAGUUUGUCCUCAACACCUUAAGCUUAGCAGCUGACUCUAAAGAUGAUGCUGAUAAAUGGUUGUGUGGCUUGAAUAUCUUGUAUCAAGAGGUCAUGAGUGCUCCCACGCCUGCGAUCACAGAGAGCUGGCUGAGAAAGCAGAUCUAUUCUGUUGAUCAAACUAGAAGAAAUAGUAUCAGUCUUAGAGAGCUGAAAACUGUCCUUCCCCAAGUAAACUUCAAAGUGAGCAGCAUGAAGUUCUUGAAGGAUAAAUUUGCGGAAAUAGGUGCUUACAAGGAAGAGCUUAGUUUUGAACAAUUUCAUUUGUUCUACAAGAAAAUCAUGUUUGAACAACAGAAAUCGAUUCUUGAUGAAUUCAAAAAGGAUUCCUCUGUGUUCAUUCUUGGAAAUACUGACCGUCCAGAUGCUUCAGCAGUUCAUCUCCAUGACUUUCAGAGAUUCCUGCUACACGAGCAGCAGGAAUCUUGGGCACAAGAUCUCAGUAAAGUCCGAGAACGAAUGACAAAGUUUAUUGAUGACACUAUGAGAGAAACUGCCGAACCCUUCCUCUUCGUUGAUGAGUUCCUCACUUACCUUUUUGCAAAAGAAAACAGUAUUUGGGAUGAGAAAUACGAUUCAAUAGAUGUUCAGGACAUGAAUAAUCCUUUGUCCCACUACUGGAUUUCUUCCUCUCAUAACACAUAUCUGACAGGAGACCAGCUUCGAAGUGAAUCCUCCACAGAAGCUUACAUCAGGUGCCUUAGAAUGGGAUGUCGAUGUAUUGAGUUGGAUUGCUGGGAUGGUCCUGAUGGGAAACCCAUCAUUUACCAUGGAUGGACACGGACAACAAAGAUCAAAUUUGAUGAUGUAGUACAGGCAAUCAAAGAUCAUGCCUUUGUUACAUCUGAAUACCCAGUCAUUCUGUCAAUUGAAGAGCACUGUAGUGUGGAGCAGCAGCGACACAUGGCCAAAGUGUUCAAGGAGGUAUUUGGGGAUCAGCUUUUAAUGAAGCCUGUUGAAGCCAGUGCAGAUCAGCUACCAUCACCAACCCAGCUGAAAGAAAAAAUCAUCAUCAAGCACAAAAAACUGGGGCCAAAGGGUGACAUUGAUGUGAACUUGGAAGACAAGAAAGAAGAAAAAAAGCAACAAGGAGAACUUUACAUGUGGGACACAAUAGAACAGAAAUGGACUCGGCACUAUUGUGCUGUUGCUGAUGAAAAGCUUUCAUUCAGUGAUGAUAUAGAACAGAAUGCUGAUGAAGAUUCAUCAAAGGAGGUGAAACGUACUGAACUGCAUUUAAAAGAGAAAUGGUUCCAUGGGAAAAUGAAAGAGGGGAGAACAACUGCUGAGAAACUGCUCCAGGAAUAUUGUGCUGAAAUGGGUGGCAAGGAUGGGACAUUCCUAGUUAGGGAAAGUGAGGCUUUCCCUAACGAUUGCACCUUAUCAUUCUGGAGGUCAGGUAGAGUCCAGCACUGCCGGAUCCGUUCUUCAAGUGAUGGGGAUACUGUGAAAUACUACCUGACAGACAACCUCACUUUUGAUAGCAUCUAUGAUCUCAUUCAACACUACAAGGAGGCCCACUUGCGAUGUGCUGAAUUUGAGCUGCGUCUGACUGAUGCUGUGCCUAAUCCCAGCCCUCAUGAGACUAAAGAUUGGUACUAUAGCAACUUGAGUCGGGGAGAGGCAGAAGACAUGCUGAUGCGAAUUCCUCGAGAUGGAGCCUUUCUGAUUAGAAAGAGAGAUGAACCUGAUUCGUUUGCCAUGACUUUCAGAGCGGAGGGGAAGGUGAAGCACUUCCGAAUUCAGCAAGAAGGUUGCCAUUUUGUGCUUGGAACCUCAGCCUGUUUUGAGAGUUUAGUGGAGCUGGUAAUGUACUAUGAGAAGCAUCCGCUGUACAGGAAAAUGAAAUUGCGUUACCCGGUGACUGAGGAGCUGCUGGAGCGCUACAGCACAGAGAAAGAUAUUAACUCCCUCUAUGAUGUCAAGAUGUAUGUGGAACCCAGUGAAAUCACCCCUACAGUGCCUCAGAGAACAGUGAAAGCCUUGUAUGACUACAGAGCCAAAAGAAGUGAUGAAUUGAGCUUCUCUCGAGGAGCUUUAAUUCAUAAUGUCACAAAGGAAACUGGAGGCUGGUGGAAGGGGGAUUAUGGAGAAAAAGUGCAACACUAUUUUCCAUCUAACUACGUUGAAGACCUGUCAUCUGAUAACUCUGCUGAGCUUGAAAGCCAGAUUAUCGAGGACAAUCCAUUAGGCUCUCUGUGUCGUGGCAUACUGGUACUCAAUACGUACAACGUUGUGAAAAUGCCCCAAGGGAAACACAAAAAGCCUUUUGUCUUCAUUCUGGAACCCAAGAAUCCAGAAGAUCCAUGUGUUGAGUUUGCAACUGAUAAAGUAGAAGAACUCUUUGAAUGGUACCAAAGCAUCCGUGAAAUCGCUUGGAAAACUACAGAAGAGGAGAACAGGAGGAAAUACUGGGAAAAGAAUCAAUUGAUUGCUAUUGAAUUAUCUGAUCUGGUAAUCUACUGCAAGCCAACAAGCAAAACCAAGGACAAUUUAGAAAAUCCUGAUUUCAAAGAAAUCCGUUCUUUUGUGGAAACCAAGGCAGAGAGCAUUGUUAAGCAAAAGCCAGUUGAGUUGUUGAAAUACAACCUGAAGGGACUGACACGUGUCUAUCCUAAAGGACAGAGGGUCGACUCAUCCAACUACGACCCAUUUCGCCUCUGGCUUUGUGGCUCCCAGAUGGUGGCUCUUAACUUCCAAACUCCAGAUAAAUACAUGCAAUUGAACCAUGCCUUGUUUUCACUUAAUGGACGCACUGGCUAUGUUCUGCAGCCAGAAAGCAUGCGAAAUGAAGAAUAUGACCCAAUGCCAAAUGACUCGAAGAGGAAAUUGCAGAUGAUUAUGACAGUGAGGGUUUUAGGUGCUCGUCAUCUCCCUAAACCUGGUAGAAGCAUCGCUUGUCCCUUUGUAGAGGUAGAAAUCUGUGGGGCUGAAUAUGAUAACAACAAAUUCAAGACAACAGUUGUGAAUGACAAUGGCCUUAAUCCAGUUUGGGCACCCUGUCCAGAGCAAGUGAAAUUUGAAAUUUAUGAUCCAAAUCUAGCGUUUCUGCGCUUUGUUGUCUAUGAGGAGGAUAUGUUCAGUGAUCCCAAUUUCUUAGCACAUGCCACUUUUCCCAUCAAAGGAAUCAAAUCAGGUUUUAGAUCAGUUCCUCUCAAGAAUGGCUAUAGUGAAGAUAUAGAGCUGGCCUCACUUCUGGUUCACUGUGAAAUGCAACAAGUUCUGGAAAGUGAAGAAGAGCUUUAUUCCUCAUGUCGGCAACUUCGGAAGCGCCAGGAGGAGCUUAAUAACCAGCUGUUCCUUUAUGACACCCAUAUGAAUUUAAGGAAUCCUAACAGAGAUGCUAUAUUAAAAGAAUUCAAUGUGAAUGAGCACAAACUACAGAUAUAUCAAGAGACGUGCAACCGCAGAUUAAAGGAGAAGAAAGUCAGUAACAGCAAAUUCUACUCUUAAAGCAAUCAUUCUUUGAGGCGAGCUUUAUGGUGCAAUUCAGGAAGAGAUACUAAUUUAUCCUGGCCAUCCUACUCAAUGACGGUCUCAUCAGACUGAAUGAAUGGAAGAAGAGGAGG